CCUCUUGUAUAAGGUAAGGAGGACUGUCAAAAAGUGUGAAGAAAUUAGCUUACAUUGCUUUGCCUUAGGCAUUAGCUAUAUAUGACACAUCAGGAAUUUAUUUAUUGCUGUCUGUAUUCCAGGAGUUAGCGUCUGUGUUGUUCUACCUGUACUUACAGCAUAUAUAUGGAUUUGAAUAUAUUUUAAUAUUAACAAAGAACGCAACAUACAGAAGAACACUGAAUGUGCAAAAGAAUCAAGAAGACUUGAUUUAAGUUUUUACUGCAGAACAAGUAUAUAUUUUGGUGAUAUUCUGUGGAAUCAAAUAUACUUUCAUGGUGGAGAAAGUGACCAUUUUUAACAACCAGCAGGUCUCAUUUCAGGAGGUAGAGAACAACAAAAGUUAUAUUAGAUGGUGGAGACGUCCAAAGAAUGUCAUCAUCUGUGGCAUUUUGCUGGUCCUUAUCAUCACUGCUGGAAUGUACACUAUUUACUCUGUCUGGAUAUGCAGAAAAGAACCACCUACUUGUCAGACUGAGGCAUGCCAGACAGUAUCAGCACAACUUCUCCGGAACCUGAAUCAAUCUAUGGACCCCUGUGAGGACUUCUUCAGUUUCAGCUGUGGAAAAUGGGUCUCAGCCCAUCCUGUACCACCUGGCAAACAAAAGAUCACUGUAUAUGAUUCAGUAUGGGAGAACAACCAGGAAAUCCUGAAGAUGCUACUUGAAGAGCCAGAUGCGAUAAGGACCUCUGCAGAGGAAAAGGCAGUAAAAUUCUAUAGAUCUUGCAUGAACACAAGAAGAAUAGAGGAGCUGGGUUCAGAGCCCAUAGCUGAUCUCAUUGAAAAGGUAGGAGGAUGGAGCCUUUCAGGGCACUGGAAUAAGUCUGAUUUGAAUCACACACUUAUGGCACUGAUGAGAGACUACCAAACUUUUCCCUUCUUCACAGUCUACACAGGAUCAAACCCUUUGGAUCCUCACAGCAGCAUCAUUCAGAUUGACCAGCCGGAGUUUUGGAUGUUGAGUCAGAAUAAGGAUAAAAACUAUGCAGAGACUCUUAGGGUCAUCGUGCAGUAUUUGCAGAGCCUCGCAGAACUUGCAGGGAAGGAAAAGGGUGUUGCUGAACGGUAUGUUCAUGUAGUCUUUGCAUAUGCCUCUAUAAUUGAGAGGCUAGCAACAUCACGGCAAAUACGAAUUGAAGAAAAGAUGCUUUUCCAGAUGAAAACUAUUCAGGAUCUUCAGAAAGAGGCACCUUUUUUUGAUUGGCUGGCCUACCUCAAUGCACUCUUCUAUCCCAUCCAGCUGAAUGAAUUACAACCAGUCUACAUACAUGAUCUUCCUUAUAUAAAGAGCAUGUCAACGCACGUUCAAAAAUCCCAUUACUAUUUAACAAAUAUCUAUAUGAUCCUGUAUCUGAUUCACAAACUUGCACCCUCUUUGGACAGUCGCUAUGGGAAGGCAAUACAGAAACUAAUGGUACAGUUGAGUGACACAGAAAUGGUGAGUUUGUAUGCAGACUAA
Protopterus annectens (West African lungfish) is the source of this 1499-nucleotide messenger RNA. Its product is annotated as endothelin-converting enzyme 1-like. Lineage: Eukaryota; Metazoa; Chordata; Ceratodontiformes; Protopteridae. Gene Ontology annotation, molecular function: metalloendopeptidase activity. The record is from RefSeq and is a predicted model, not a curated record. Bases 315 to 1499 code for a protein of 394 amino acids. The transcript has 9 exons. Gene Ontology annotation, cellular component: plasma membrane. Gene Ontology annotation, biological process: protein processing.